Messenger RNA from Aphanomyces invadans, 570 nucleotides. RefSeq lists its product as hypothetical. NCBI's taxonomy places the organism in Eukaryota, Oomycota, Saprolegniomycetes, Saprolegniales, Verrucalvaceae. Bases 49 to 543 code for a protein of 164 amino acids. The transcript has a single exon. The record is from RefSeq and is a predicted model, not a curated record.
UCGUAGCUAUAUCCCUUCAGCACAAUUGUACGCAAAGGGCAUUGACGGAUGCGCCGGUUCGCUGGACGCUCAUCUUUCCCCUCUCCAUGUACGCCGCUUAGCGCGGACGUUGCUGGUUGUGCUGAAAAGUACGCGGCAUGCACCGACUGCUGUGUGCCAGGGUUUCAAUGCCGCACCGCCGCUGAUCGAAAUACACCAUGCAUUCCAACCGUACAUCUCCGCACUGCCGCGCAUAACAGCCCACGACCGUUCGUUUCGCUGAUGCAGCGCCAACUUUGCCCCUCGUCAUGGAAGAGGGUAAGAGUUGCCGUUUGUGUGCUGCCGCGAUCCAUCUUUCAAUACAGCCCCAAGAACCCAUUCCUUUCACUUGGCGAGCCCAAAAGUAGACCAACCAGAGGCGCCGACCCAAGCAAUCCCGACAAGGGGCUGCUCGAAUUCGACCACUGCACCUACAGCGACUCGAAGCCACACACGCAUCAAGAUGACCGAGCGGUAUUCGCACUUUCAUCUUCGAAAGGGCGACAGCAACUUGGACGACGGUGAGACGUACCUUCCACGAUGGGCCGGCUG